Molecule: messenger RNA, 1685 nt
Organism: Mus pahari (shrew mouse)
Lineage: Eukaryota; Metazoa; Chordata; Mammalia; Rodentia; Muridae
Gene: Ms4a15
Product: membrane spanning 4-domains A15
Exons: 7
Coding region: 60-872 (270 amino acids)
Biological process (GO): cell surface receptor signaling pathway
Cellular component (GO): plasma membrane
Source: RefSeq, a predicted model, not a curated record
AGGCGCAGUUCCUAAGCAGUGAUUUCCAAGCCCCACACAAAUAGCAAGGUUUUCACAGGAUGAUGUGUGAAUGUGGGAGCGCAGAGGCAGAGGGGAGUCAGCAGCCCGCACAGCAGCCGUGGCAAGCCGGCUCUCUGAACACGAUGUCUGCACCUCCUGCCAGCAAUGGUGUGUUCGUUGUCAUCCCGCCCAGCAACGCCAGCGGCCUCCGCCCUCCUCCAGCCAUUCUGCCCACCUCCAUGUGCCAGCCUCCAGGGAUCAUGCAGUUCGAAGAGUCACCGCUGGGGGCGCAGGCGCCCAGAGCUACUCAACCACCUGAUCUUAGACCAAUGGAGACUUUCUUGACCGGAGAACCCAAAGCUUUAGGGACGGUGCAGAUCCUGAUCGGCCUCAUCCACCUUGGCUUUGGCAGCGUCCUGCUUAUGGUUCGCCGCGGCCACCUGGGGAUGCUCUUCAUCGAAGGUGGCGUCCCCUUCUGGGGAGGAGCUUGUUUUAUCAUCUCUGGGUCCCUCUCCGUAGCAGCUGAGAGGAACCACACCAGUUGCCUGUUGAAGAGCAGUCUGGGAACCAACAUCCUCAGUGCCAUGGCAGCCUUCGCGGGGACAGCCAUUCUUCUCAUGGACUUUGGUGUCACUAACUGGGAUGUGGGCAGGGGCUACCUUGCCGUGUUGACCAUCUUCACCAUCCUGGAGUUCUUCAUCGCUGUCAUUGCCACCCACUUUGGGUGCCAAGCCACCCGUGCUCAAACUAACGCAUCUGUGAUUUUCCUACCCAAUGCCUUCGGCACGGAUUUCAACAUCCCCAGCCCAGCAGUCUCUCCACCCCCUGCCUAUGACAACGUGGCAUAUAUGCCCAAGGAGUCAUCAGAAUAGGAGAUUGAAGUUCUGCAGGUUGAAGUCCAGGCUUCCCACUCUACCCACCCUCUCUUUGUCCGUUCUGAGGCAGCGGUUCCCCAGCGAGGCUCUCCAAGCCACGUGCACUGUGUCACUGAGUGAAGUGUUCCAUCCGUUUCCAAAUUCCUUUAGUAGUGUCUUUCCAAAAAAGGCAUAAAGCUGGUGUCCAGGGUGUGUCCAUCCUCAUCCCUGUCACCUGACAGAGACGUCCUGUACACUCCUCUGCAGUCCUCUGCUCAUCGUGGGAAAUUUUGCCUUUGCAGAGGUUUCAGAGGUUUGCCUUCGAGAUCAUUAAGCACGGAGAACUCAGAAUGUUUCAGAAUAGAAUGGCAUUUCAGAGGCUCGGAGCUCUGGCCCUACCACACAGCAAGACCUGACCUCCAGGCUCCUAACUCCCAAGUCCAGCUCUGUCCUUUGUCACCUGCUGUUACAUCUUUGGGUUUUCAUUUUCCCACCCGGAACUAAAGUGCUAAACCACACCACAUAAGACUAAUCUAGCACCUCUUGGCUAAGCCCUGCAUUUCUCUUCUCCACCCCAGAACCUCCUUCUCCUUAUUUGUGACAGAAGAUUGGUAUUGACUCUGGCUCUGCCCACCUACUAGGACAGGAGGCUGCAGAGGAGACUGAACCACUCCAUACGCCCCCGACCCUGCCUGAAAAGCAGGCAUGCCCCUGAGAGUUACCAUGGGAACAGGCUGGGACCCCAUAGGAAUAAGAAGACACCUCCAGUCCAGUGUUCACAGGCCCUGACAUAUGGCUUGUAUCAUCUAUACUUCGGAGAAAAAUAAACAG